Molecule: messenger RNA, 1278 nt
Organism: Talaromyces marneffei
Lineage: Eukaryota; Fungi; Ascomycota; Eurotiomycetes; Eurotiales; Trichocomaceae
Exons: 5
Coding region: 1-1278 (425 amino acids)
Molecular function (GO): peptidoglycan beta-N-acetylmuramidase activity
Source: RefSeq, a predicted model, not a curated record
AUGAAGGCUUUUACUGUCUUCACACUCCUUACGAGUGUGGCAUGGGCUAAACAUACUGUCAAAACCGGUCUGGACGUUUUGAUCGAAAGCAAUUAUAAACAGCUAGCCGGCCGAAAAGUCAUUGUACUUACCAAUCCGACAGGCGUGACUCCGGACUUGGAUCUUGGGGUUGAUGUUAUGUUCAGUUCUGGCGCAGUUGACCUCGUUGGCGUCAUGGGUCCUGAGCAUGGUUUCAGGGGUACGGCCCAAGCUGGGGGCUCAGAAGGGACUUUUAUUGAUCCGGAAACUGGUUUGACGGUUUAUGAUGCGUACAAUAUUAAUACAAGCACAAUUGUUAGCUAUAUCAAGGAAUCCGGAGCGGACACCGUGCUAUUUGACAUACAGGAUGUUGGGGCUCGGUUCUAUACAUAUACUUGGGCCAUGUAUGACACAAUGGUGGCCGCGGCAAUUGCAAAUGCUAGCUUUGUUGUCCUAGACCGCCCAAAUCCUAUCACGGGGUUAAACGCGUUUGGUCCAGUACUCAAUGAGAGUUAUGCAUCUUAUGUGGGACGGCGUCCUAUUGCACAAGCUCACGGCAUGACAACUGGAGAGUUGGCAUCAAUGUUUGUUGGAGAGAAAUGGAUUCAAGAAGCUGCAAAUGGUUCAGAGUUAACACUAGAGGUCAUUUCGAUGAAAGGCUGGAAGAGGUCGAUGGCCUGGAAGGAUACUGGUCUUCCCUGGGUCAUGCCAAGUCCAAACAUGCCGACUCCAGACACGGCUCUGAUAUACCCCGGUGCCUGCAUGUUUGAAGGGACCAGCAUCUCCGAGGGGCGUGGAACCACUCGACCUUUCGAGUUACUCGGGGGCUCGUUCACAAAUCAGUCCUGGGCUGACCAAAUGCGAGCUCUCAACAUCCCUCACACAAACUUCCGUUCUGCUUGUUUCAGCCCAACAACAUCCAAGUUCCAGUCGAAAACAGUAUGCGGACUUCAGAGUUAUAUCUUUCUCAAUUCCAUCUCCGACCAUGAGGAAUUCGAUCCGGUCUUCCUAGGAUUAUCGUUGCUCUGGAGUGCGAAGCAUCUAUACACUAUCGGCGGUAACGACACGGGCUUCGGUAACACAACGCAAAGCUUCCACUGGCUUUUCAAUGGCCCUAAAUACGAUGUGGAUGUGUUGACCGGUGGCUCUUUGGUUCGGGAAGGCAUUGAAUCUGGGCUUUCUCCGGACGAAAUUCGCUCACAGUGGGAGACGGACUUGCAGGCUUUCAAGACGAAGCGAGCAUCUUAUCUUCUGUAUUGA